AGCAGAAAAUGUUUUGGAAGCUUAUGAAAAUAAUGGAACUGCUCACUCCAACAAGACUUCAGGGGUGAAGGUCUUUAACAGGUACAGGUAAUGGAGUCUGCUGAGGACUGGAACACCAGAGAGCUGUGUCCAGGGCUGGGACUGGGCUGUGGGGCAGAGUGCUGUUAAACCUCUCACCACACUGUUUUACACUGGCAGAGCAAAAAACUUUUUAUACCUUUUAAAAUUAUUUCAAGGAAUACCCAGGUAAGGAAGCUUUUUUCACUUGUGCUACCACCUUCACUGUGUACAUCUGAUUAUUACAGGUUGAAAUGAGUAAGAGCCAUUGCUUUUCAUGUGAGAAGAGUAUGUUACAAAAGUGUUAUGAUAUGUUCUGCAGAAACAGAACAGUUAACAGAUAUAAGUACUGCCUCUUAACUAUUGCUACUUCUUUGCAUUUUUCCAGUGAGGAAAAACAGAAUGAUGCCCAAGUAAUUAAUUACUUAUGUUUAUAAAUAAUAUCUCCCAUCAUCUUCAACCUCAUUCAAUUAAAUUAUGAUAGUGUAGGUUAACUUGGUGCUGCUGAAUAAACUGGCAAACUUGAUAAUUAUUAUGAAGUCAAAGUUUAAAAACUCACUAAAAAUACUGUUUUUUCUUCAACACCAAAUUCUUUGUUAAUGCUACAUCAAAGAGGUUAAGUUAUUUUUAAAACAUUUUUGUUUUUAUUGUAACAUUCCAUAAACAGAGUUUGCCUCUUUUAAGGCCUUUUAUAGUUAAUUGCUGCAAAUGGCCUUUCCUUAAGAAUCUAGGCUAGGAGCCUGCAGGAGUCUAAGAGUUGCCUGGGAUUCUGUUUUCCCUUUUUAUUUUACAGGGGAUUGAGAAGUGUUCAGCAGUCACAUGCCAGGUUGGCAGCCUCGGUGGUUUGUUUUAGACAAUGGGAUAUUGUCAUAUUAUGAUUCCCAGGAUGAUGUUUGCAAAGGUAGCAAAGGAAGUAUAAAGAUGGCUGUGUGUGAAAUAAAAGUUCAUGCAACAGACAACACAAGAAUGGAGCUAAUCAUCCCAGGGGAGCAGCAUUUCUAUAUGAAAGCAGUUAAUGCAGCUGAAAGGCAAAGAUGGCUGGUAGCACUGGGGAGUGCAAAAGCCUGUUUAGCAGAUACCAGAACAAAAAAAGAAAAAGAAAUAAGUGAGACCAAUGAAUCUCUUAAAACCAAAAUGUCUGAACUUCGUCUCUACUGUGAUCUUUUAAUGCAGCAAGUUCAUACAAUACAAGAAUUUGUUCAGCAUGAUGAGACUCGCUCUCCUCCCAGCAUUGAGAACAUGAAUGAAGCCUCUUCCUUGCUUAGUGCCACAUGUAAUACAUUUAUCACAACACUUGAAGAAUGUGUGAAGAUCGCCAAUGCCAAGUUUAAACCAGAAAUGUUCCAGCUGCCUCACCCUGAUCCCUUGGUUUCUCCUGUGUCACCAUCACCUAUUCAAAUGAUGAAGCGUUCUGUUAGCCACCCUGGUCCUUGCUAUUCAGAAAGGAUUAAUUACUCUGUAAAAGAACAAGGUUCAUCUCUUCACAGAUUUUCUCAGCGGCGCAGAAGAACAUACUCGGAUACAGAAUCUUAUAGUGAUACACCUUCUGAAGAUUCUCAGAGAUCUGCUCAUUGUUCUAGAAGUGUUGUCAAUGGAGAUCUGGUAUCAUCAACCAUUCCUGAAGAAAGUAAAUCAGUUUCAAAGGAAAGAUCUGAACUGGAAGAGACUCUUUCAUCCUUUUCGUCCUGAAGCAACUGAAAGUAUUAAAUUUUCUAUAAAUAAUGCUAUGCAAAAGCUGCUGUAAUUAUACUGUUGUUAUAGGAAGUAGUUAUUUCCCUUUUUAGAAGGAUUUCUCUGCACUUUAUAGAAUAACAUAAAUACUAUCUUUGAAGUGUAUUUUAUCUUUAUAUAGUUUAUUUGCAAGAGUAUUUUCCUAAUAUUUCACAGUUUGAAUGUGCAUUUUUUGGAACAAAUGAUGGCUUUAACAGAUAAGCAUCCACAUUUGUAAAUGCAGCUCUUUUUAAAAAAGUGUGGAGGUCUGACCAAUACAUUAGUAAAUGAGCAUUAUAAACUUCAGCAAAAGGUUUUCAUUUUUUUGGAGAAAAUGCAACUUGUGCCAUGGGCCUCGUGGUCAUUUGUACCAGGUCAUCCACCUGAAGCUGUGAUUAGCCCCACAAUGGCUUUUUUUUUUUGCCAGUGCAAGGGCUGUGGGAAUGGGCACUAAUGGCUCUGCUCCAGCAGCUUGACGGUAAUUGACAUUGCCGCCUUUAAAAACACAAGGAUAAACAUUAUCCAGUCCUUAUUUUUAGGCAAUGAAAGUAGAAAUAUUUAGUGUAUUUUUCUAAACAAAUGUAUAAAAAUAACUUAAUAUGAAGUAUUUGUACCAAACAUGGGAUAUUUAAUAGUUUUUAUUUAUUUAUUCUUUUUUGCAUCAAAAAUUUCUACCUACUUUCACUACUAAAGGUCUAAAAAUCUAUUAAAAGCUACAAAAUGUGCAUAAAUUGUUUCUGGGGUGUUUAGCAUCACAAAUAAUUAAUACAGUACUGUUAAGAUUUACUCUGCUUACUUAAGAUGUAUUUUUAGCAAAGUAUGAUAAAAACAAGAGCUGAAAUGUUAGACCAUUCUAAGCUGCUGUUGUAAUGAAUAUUUGUAUCUAUACAUGUUUUAUUUAUUACAUAUUUAUACAAAAGGGAGCAUCUGUUUUUGCAACUCCUUUAUAUCAUUUGAAGGUGGUAUACACCAGAAGAUGGAUUCUGCUCUCAGUUACAUCAGUGUAAAUUUGCAUUAACUGUAAGUGAGGUCAGAGUCUGACACUCUGUAUUAUUGAUGAGUAAUAUAGUAUAAUAGUGCCUACUAGCACCUGGGUCAAGAAGGUUGUUAAUGUUAGCGUUGUAAGCUUUUGGGGACUUUUUGGGUGUUUGUUUAGGGAUGAACUUGGUCGAUAAAGUCUUAGCUGUAGAGCACUUGAAGCAAGCCAUUUACUUUUCUUGAUUUACAUAAUUGCUAAAUAAAUGUACAGGGUUUUUUGUACUCAAGCACAUACCAAAAUCUGUUUUUAUAAUCAGAUCUUUAAUUUGGUUUAACUAGUCUUCCUUUUGUGUAUAUAAAUAAUUUGAAGCAGGCUGUAAAGAACAGAUGGGAAUGGGAGUUUUUCCUUAUGAAUUUUUGGAAUGUUGAUUUAUCGAAAUCAAAAUAGGUCCAAAUAUUGAGGAAAAACAUAUGAGCUGUUGGCCUUAUAUAAAAUGCUAAUUUAUAAACCAUUAUGUCAGGUUCAAGUGGAAUUGAAUGGUUGUAAAAGGGGUUUGUGUAUACCAGCUCAGAACUGUCAUUUGUGCUCAGUUCUGUCAGUUUUCAUGCAAACUGGCAUAUGCAUAUCAGCCAGACACAUGCUUGUACAUUUUUUUUCUGAAUGUUUGCUUUAAUAUAUUCUGUAUGACACGACAAUUGUAAAAAUAAGUAUUAAAGAAGAUGUUCAGAGAAGUAAACUACA
Catharus ustulatus (Swainson's thrush) is the source of this 3487-nucleotide messenger RNA. It is a transcript of the gene PLEKHA3, whose product is annotated as pleckstrin homology domain containing A3. The transcript has 8 exons. Bases 877 to 1746 code for a protein of 289 amino acids. Gene Ontology annotation, biological process: retrograde transport, endosome to Golgi; receptor recycling; endosome organization. Gene Ontology annotation, cellular component: early endosome; recycling endosome; trans-Golgi network. The record is from RefSeq and is a predicted model, not a curated record. Lineage: Eukaryota; Metazoa; Chordata; Aves; Passeriformes; Turdidae.